UUAGUCUAUGGUUGGUGUUUGGAUUGGAUAGUGGUUAAUUUUCGUCUUGUAUGAAUAUUGUGUCGAGGGAGGUUUUGAACGUGAAUAAUACGUGAUUUCUUUGUGAAUGUAAUUAUUGAUAUUAUAAAUGGUGCAGUGAUUAAAAGUGUCUCUUAAUUUGCAUUUAAUUAAUAUUUAUGUGAAUAGUGGACUAAGUAUAAGUAAAUUCACUACUUUGCCGGCUUGUUAUGAUACCAAUGAUAACCAAGGUUGGUUGAAACCUAGCUGAAACGGUUUUAAUGAAAAUCAGGAACAUAUGCCGACUGUGUAGCACAAAGUUCAAACAACACUAUUUGAAAUAGUUUGGAGCGUUCUAAAUUUAAAAUGCGCGAGUGUGAUUGGUUCGAGCGCUCGGCUUACCAGUGAUAGUGAUGUGUUGUGUCGAUAUUGGUUAUCGAUAAUGGCGACGAUGGAUUUGACUAACGAGGUGGUGCGGUUACGCGCCGAACUCGAGAAAGUAUCGACGGAGCGGGAUAUGCUGCUGUGUGAGGUGUCGAAUUUGCGGCGAGAAUUGGAACUGAGUGAGCUGAAAAACUUGCAAGAUGACAGCUUCUCCCAGAAGGUCGACGAGGAGGAGAACAGCGGCGGGGUGACUCUUCACCCCCCGGACGGGUUCUACUCCCACCAGCACAAUAUUCACAGCGGACACCAUGCGCACCACGCGGAGCCUGACCGCGGUUACAUGGAAGGCAACAGAUAUGUUACAGCAGUUCAUCGACCUAUGCCUGCUCUAAACCAUUCAAACUCGUCAUGCUCGUCUGCCUCGAAUGCGUCGACCGGUGCAGGACUGUGCGCGGGCGCAGCGGAACCGGCACCGCCGCUUUAUAUCGCCGCGCCGCCAGAGGGCUUCGGAUUGGCUGUUCAUACCAACAGGCGUGGCACAGACGUGGGGAUCAUUGGCAGUACUGGGAUAGCGCAAAAAGAUUCCAGUUUACCCCAAAAAAGGGGGAAACUUACCCGAGGUCGGUAUGAAAUGUCACAAGAUUUGUUGGACAAACAAGUUGAGAUAUUGGAGAGACGUUACGGUGGGUUGCGCGCGCGCAGAGCCGCGGUGACGAUCCAACGCGCGUUUAGAAGGCGGCAACUUCUAAAGAAAUUCAGCGCUAUCACUGCUAUGGCCAAGGCAGCCGAUUCGAAUGCUCGACGGAUGCAGGAUGGCGAUCAUUUGAUGAUUAACGGCAACGAUAUUUACGCCAAUACGAUGCUACAAAAGAGCCCUGGGGGUGUGGAGAAAUCUCUGGCCCUCACCAGGCCAAUGCGGUCCAUGUCACUCCGGGAGAGACAUGAUGUCGACUUGGGCAACCACAUCGGCUGUGACUCGAACGAUGUGGAUGCUAUGGUGGCCAGGGUCCAGCAGUCGGCGCAUCAAAUACACAUGAUCGCGAGUGAAAUACCGCACAGGGGAGACGCAGAUAGCGGAGUGUGCAGCUGUUCCGUGAGCGGUUCAGUGACAAAUAUAUCGACUUCCUCGUCUCAUAACGAAUCUCUACACAACCACCAGUUGUUGAAUAACUCAGGUCCAAUAUACGGGAACCUACUCUCCUCCGGUGGUAAACCACUGUCGUCCCCAACAGCGCGGCAACAGCAGCAGCUAGCCGCAAUCCAGGCGGCAAAUGCGAGACGACAUCCGCCGGAAGUGCCAAAACGGACAAGUAGUAUUACACUCAAUGCGGAAAGCCCCGUGUCGCUCCGAAGAGCGGAGUGCGGGGGUGCGGUGGUGAGAGGGGGGUCUAUGUCCUCCGUACAGUCCUCGUCUUCAUCAUCGUCUCAGGAGCACAGGCAUUACCAUCAGGUGUACCAACCUAGGCAACAGGAGCCACACAUCCACAUCCAAGAACCGCAGUUCCAGCACACUCGUACUGCGUCUGGUACGCUCUAUGAAGCUGACAGGUUCAAUGUCUGGAAAAGACAGGACGCUCCGCCCUACUAUGAAGCACCGCCUGCCGCUGCCUGUUGUCGACCGCAGCAUGAGCACCAGCAUACCCAUCAACAGCCUUUGAAGGUAUCAGAAACUGUACGUAAACGUCAGUAUCGCGUGGGUUUAAAUCUAUUCAACAAAAAACCAGAGCGUGGUAUUGGCUAUUUGAUCUCACGUGGUUUCCUGGAGAACUCUCCGAGAGGAGUAGCAAGAUUCCUUAUCACCAGAAAAGGGUUAAGCAAGCAGAUGAUUGGGGAAUAUCUUGGAAACCUGCAGAACCAGUUCAACAUGGCUGCGUUAGAAUGUUUCGUAAACGAGCUGGAUCUGUCCGGUAUGGCGGUUGACGUGGCACUGCGCAGGUAUCAGGCGCAUUUCCGUCUGCCAGGGGAGGCACAAAAGAUCGAGAGGCUGGUAGAGGCAUUCGCAAGGCGCUACUGCGUGUGCAAUCCAGACUUCGUACAGAGGCUUCGUACUCAGGAUACGAUAUUCGUAUUAGCGUUCGCUAUUAUAAUGCUAAACACCGAUUUGCACACACCGAAUCUCAAACCGGAAGCUCGAAUGUCGCUCGAUGACUUUGUUCGCAACUUGCGGGGCAUCGACGACUGUGGAGACAUCGACAGGGACAUGUUGGCUGGCAUCUACGAGCGGGUGAAGUCGAGCGAAUUUAGACCCGGCAGCGAUCAUGUUACUCAGGUGAUGAAAGUCCAAGCUACGAUAGUGGGUAAGAAGCCGCAUUUGGCCCUUCCUCAUCGUCGCCUCGUGUGCUAUUGCCGUCUGUACGAAAUACCUGACAUACAUAAGAAGGAACGCCCGGGAGUUCAUCAAAGAGAGGUGUUCCUAUUCAAUGAUCUCCUGGUGAUAACCAAGAUAUUCAGCAAGAAGAAGUCGUCAGUCACCUACACGUUCAGGCAAUCAUUCCCGCUGUGUGCGAUGUUGGUGAAUCUCUUCUCGGUUCCACAUUACCCGUUCGGAAUACGUUUAUCCCGUCGUGUGGACGGACGGAGACUGGCAACAUUCAAUGCGCGUAACGAGCACGACCGUUGCAAAUUCGCUGAAGACCUGCGCGAGAGCAUCGCGGAGAUGGAUGAAAUGGAGGCCAUGAGGAUCGAAGCUGAAUUGAAUAGGGGAAAAGGCAGGGGUACUAAUAAUAGUGCUAGGAAUGUUAUGGAGAAUCGUGACAGUGGAGUAGCGGAUGUGGAAAUCGAUCACCAACAAUGUAUUGAUCACAUGCAUGCUCACGGCGUGGUGCCACCGCCCCCCUCGUGCCCUGCCCCCAUGGCCCCCCGCCCUCCUGGUGGCGGCUGCCCCCCUACCGCAGUCAUCAAGAGGAACGUUCUCAGCAACUCGCUGGUUGACAUCAAUGAUCCUGUGGCCCUCGCAGCCGAGCGGCUGCAGCGCCGUGGGUCAGUGGGAUCCCUGGACAGCGGCAUGUCCGUCUCCUUCCAGCAGGGAAGCCGCACUGCUCUACACGCUACGUCACCGCGACAUCCACCCGAGCAGCGGUCGCCGGGACGUAUAUUUGGCGGUAUUUUCCCGGGACGAAUACGCAAACUGAGCACUUCGGGCAUCCCCGACACGAAGAGCCAAGUCGGCAAAAGCACAGAAGUCUAAUCGCUCCGGUUUUCGCUUUGGUUACUAUUCGAUUAUUCUGUAAAUCGAUUCUGAUUGUAUUUCUUUGCGCGAUUAUCGAAUGUUCCUAAUAUGAACGGAUUCGAUCAUUUCCAAGUGCCAUCCUAAUUCCUUUUAGAUUUUAGUAGCUUCUGAAAGCUGAAGCACAAACCUCUCGCUUUUACUUAAUCGAAUUGUAUGGGAAGGAGUGAGAUAGCAUUAUUUGUGACUUGCUCUUCGGUGACCGGUUAGGGAUUCAGGUUUAUACGCGUACUUUGGUUGAAGAUUUUAAAAUGUAAAAUAACAUUGACGGAAAACGGUUAGCUGAGAUGGGUCCAUCUUUUAAAUGUCAUUUACUGUAGAUCGAAAUAGACAACUAUUUCUACGAAAUUUGGAAUGAAUAUAACUUGACAGUUAUCGUGUUGCUUUUCUUCACUUAAUAGAGCUGUAAGGAAGGCAGGGUUCUGACAAAAAAAAAAUCUGGAAUGGCUCAAAAAUUUAGUUACCAAAACGGUUAAGCAAAAUUAUCCAUAGCGCUAUUGAAAAGUUCACAAGGCUUGGUGUUAGAGUAAUUUGUACAUACGUUGAGAAAUUCACUACAAUAGUUUAACGUUACUUUCGGCACAAGGUCAAAUAUGGUUCAACUUGGCCAUAUGUGGCACAUUUAAACGAAUUUAUUCGAUCAUUGUUGAAAUUAUUAGAUUUAGAACUUAAUAUCUCGUAUUCUAAAAUAUUGAUAGUCCAUUCCUUUCAGUCCAUUCAGAAGUAUAUUUAUAUAGACAUUAUUUAUCCGAUUUAUUUUUACAACUGUGUUACCUUGGUACCAUAGAACGUAGAGUAAGAUAAAUUAUCUAUGAAUCGUCGUCACGUUUCCGAUCAUAAACUACUUUAGUAUACCUCUCCUAUAUUCCGCCAUUUUGUUUGUCCAAUUGCCUCAUCUCAAACUAUACAGGUUUUGUGAUACGAUACAAACAUCGUUCGUUCAGUUUAGUUCCAAAUAUUCAUACGGAGCGUUGCUCAAGUGUUUCAUACAAACAUUUGUAUAUUUUCGAUUUGCGUAUUGUUUGUGCUAAGGAACAUUUUCAAAUACUAAAUAUAACCUAGAUUGUUGACUAGAUGAAGUUGAAUUUGUAAUAGGCUUGUUAAUUCUACUAUUUGAUACGGAUCGUAAAGUUUUCGUGCCAAGCGGUCGUAUAUCGUCGAACCGCUUGAAUAACAAAGGCCGCUUGGCUAUUGUUGAUAAUAAUUUCUUUGAAAUUCAAUAUUUAAGAAAUUUUCCUGUUUACUCGACUGACUUAGCCAUUCGUACAAUUGUUGUAUACGUUUUUGUACUUUGCGCUGUCCAUUUUAACGUGAAUCUCUAUUUAGGGUAAGUAUUUCAUGUGUGACCACGGAACUGCUAAAAAACUCUUUCUUAAGUACAUUUGAAACUGUGUAAUAACGUACUGUUUUUCGAUUUCCAUUAAUUGACCGAAUAUUUGUUGGAAGGCAUUGCAAAGUGCCGAUUCUGAUUUAAAAAAAAUCAUCUCUAAUUCAAUACAUAACUCCAAGAGGAUUUUGAAUAUAGCAGGGUUACUCUGUAAACACGUAAAUUUU
Messenger RNA from Pieris brassicae (large cabbage white), 5161 nucleotides. RefSeq names its product IQ motif and SEC7 domain-containing protein 2 (gene siz). The record is from RefSeq and is a predicted model, not a curated record. Gene Ontology annotation, biological process: regulation of ARF protein signal transduction; actin cytoskeleton organization. Lineage: Eukaryota; Metazoa; Arthropoda; Insecta; Lepidoptera; Pieridae. Gene Ontology annotation, molecular function: guanyl-nucleotide exchange factor activity. Bases 440 to 3568 code for a protein of 1042 amino acids. The transcript has 24 exons.